Molecule: messenger RNA, 2753 nt
Organism: Xylaria bambusicola
Lineage: Eukaryota; Fungi; Ascomycota; Sordariomycetes; Xylariales; Xylariaceae
Product: amino acid permease-domain-containing protein
Exons: 2
Coding region: 465-2309 (614 amino acids)
Biological process (GO): amino acid transmembrane transport
Cellular component (GO): membrane
Molecular function (GO): L-amino acid transmembrane transporter activity
Source: RefSeq, a predicted model, not a curated record
AUCGGCUUUGUAUGUCAACUGGGCAUUCAAGGUAGAAUAGAACAGUAAUUGCAAGAUUUCUUGGGUCGUGUUUUCUUCUCCCUCACAGCAUACAGACAAGACACACUUUCUGAUAUUGAUCUCGAUCAAAGGCAUCGCAACUAGCUAUCCUAUCUUGUUAACAUUCCCAGGUUCUAAUCUCUAGGGCCUUGCCUUGUGUCGCGAUUCAUUGUCGACCUUGGUGAAUGCCGUCAUAUAAACACGAGCGCAUGCGACCCAUCCUUCGCCUCCAUCGCCUCCAACAUUAGAACUCCACGAGCUCGGCGAACUCGCCCGGACACCGAAGCAGUCUUCCAUUCUCACAUCUGUACAAUAGCUUGCGAGAAUACUACCUCCAUCCAUUGGGUUACCUAUUACCGACGAUGCUUCGCCUAGAACUAUUUAGGAUAUAGAAUCUGCCAAAUACGAAUCAAAGCGCAACUGCAAUGCCCAACCACUACACAUCGAACCCUCAUCCCAACGAACGGGACUCUCUCGAGCUUGCUUCCUUAGCCUCAUCGAGCCACGGCCCCGAUACUUACUCUGAAACGGAUUCGAGAGCGUCAAUAUCAUCAUCACGCAAGUUCUCCCUCGAACAGGACGACCCUUUGGACGACGGUAAUCUCGCUGGUCGCCCUACACUUGGCGGCGCUCGCGAUAGAGCAUACUCCGCCGCCUCAAACUUCGACUACUCCGCGAACCUCUUCCCCCUCUCCUCUUCGACGGCUCCCGGCUAUGCUCCGUUAGGCGCUCCUACAUCGGCCGCACAGCACCAUGGUGGGCUAGGCGGCGCCUCGCUGGAGAAGCACAAGACACUGACGUAUCUGAAUGGCCUGGGUUUGAUUGUUGGUCUAAUCAUCGGCUCCGGCAUUUUCUCCUCCCCAAGCCAGGUUAAUGUCAAUGUCGGCUCACCAGGCGCGUCUUUGGUCGUGUGGGCAAUAGCAGGUGUGCUGGCGUGGACGGGAGCGGCCAGCUAUGCCGAGCUAGGUGGCGCGAUACCUCUAAAUGGAGGAUCGCAAGCGUACUUGUCGAAGAUUAUGGGCGAGCUGGCGGGCUUCCUCUUUACGUGGGUUGCUGUCCUGGUUCUGAAGCCUGGAAGCGCCGCUAUUAUCGCCAUCAUCAUGGGUGAAUACCUGGUGCGGGCUUUUAUUGGAGCUGAGGCAGAACACAUAAAUCCCUGGAUCAGCAAGGGAGUUGGUUUUGCCGGGCUACUCUUCGUUACAUUCUUGAAUUGCGUCUCUACUCGACUAGGAACACGAAUCAACGAUGCACUCAUGUUCUUCAAAUUCAUUGCUUUGGUUGGUGUGACAGUUGUGGGUAUUGUGGUCGCUUUAACCGGCUUCUCUUUUUCAGGCCAAGCCAACACGGAGUGGAAGAACCAUCAAUGGUUUGAGGGUACAACUACUGACGGUAGUCAUUGGGCUGUUGCCUUAUAUGCUGGGCUCUGGGCAUAUGAUGGUUGGGACAAUACAAAUUAUGUUGUAGGCGAAUUUCGUAAUCCAUCCCGCGAUCUACCCCGCGUCAUACACACAGCCAUGCCCCUGGUAAUUAUCGGUUAUCUUCUCGCCAAUUUUUCGUAUUUUCUUGUCCUGCCCAAGGAAAUCCUCAACAGCAGUAAUACCGUCGCGGUCGCAUUUGGUAGCAAAGUAUUCGGUCCCGUAGGCGCACUAGUAUUCGCCCUUAUCGUUAGUGCUUCAUGUUUUGGAUCGCUUAACUCGACAACAUUUACUAGUAGUCGGCUAGUAUAUGCUGCUGCGAAGGAAGGGUUCAUUCCUUCCUUCGCUGGCCGCAUUGGCAUUGGUUCUACGGAGCCUAGAAUUUCUACGAGAAGGAAUGGGUGGCUUUCGAAGCGAUUUCGCAAUCUGGUUGGGGACGAAGAAACGGGUCUGUUCUUUACACCAGUGAAUGCGCUGAUAUUGAACACCCUAUUGACCACAGCCUACAUGGCGGUUGGCGAAUUCAGCGAGCUUCUUACAUUCUAUGGUGUGGCAGGGUAUUCCUUCUACUUUCUCACUGUCCUAGGGUUAAUUAUACUUCGAGUAAAAGAGCCGCACCUCGAAAGACCUUACAAGACUUGGAUAACAACGCCCAUAAUAUUCUGCUGCGUCAGCCUAUUCCUACUCAGCAGAGCGGUUUUCUCUCAGCCUCUAAAAACACUCAUCGUUGUCGCAUUUGUUCUUACCGGUAUACCUGUCUUCUUCUGGCGGAUACAAGGGCGCGAUCAGGUGAGCAAGCGUGAAAAUGGAUUGAGAAAAGCGCCCAUAUGGCAGUUCUGGAAGCGCUGGGGGUAGACAUGGGAUUAUGCCAAUUUUAUUUGCUGAAUGUCAAUUAAAUCCUAUGACAACCUUGUUUCCCGCCAAAAGCAUCUUUCCUUGGCUAAUUGCCCUAAUGUACUCGGAUAUGAAUGGGUCAGAUUAUAAAGGCGUUAGGCUAUAUUUAUCAUAAGAGGCAUGACUUAGGACGGUAUCAUACUCAACGGGCACAUCCCUCCCGGUCGUAUAUAAGACAAACGAGGACAACGGAACAUUGCCCUUCGGUAUUCAUCAUCGAUGCAGCUCCAGGCUAUUAGGCGCUCAUAUCCAAUGAUCUCGAGCCAGUUGAAGGUGCUUGAGAGAUAGGCUCGGCUAUAAGAAAUUGGAACAGUUCAAAUGUAUCUUUUGAUCCUGUUGCUUAACCUGUUGGUGCUAAGGCAUAUAAACUAGAACAGAUUUUGAAUAUAAAUGAUUUUAAUGACC